AUGUCUUCCACAUCAUCAAAAUCUACAACAACUGUAACUACUUCAACGAAAUCUUCCACAUCUUCAAUGUCUACAACGACCGUAACUACUUCAACAAAAUCUUCCACGUCUUCAAAGUCUACAACAACUGUAACUACUUCAACGAAAUCCUCCACAUCUUCAAUGUCUACAACAACAACUUCUGCUUCUACCAUUUCUCCAAAAACGACGACUUUUCUUUUAACAUCACCAGCAAUAGCUACUCCACUAGCGCUCUCAGCUCAAAUAGAAGCACAAUAUUGGUGGUAUUGGUGGUGUUGGUGGCAUCCAACAAGUACU
Loa loa (African eye worm) is the source of this 318-nucleotide messenger RNA. RefSeq lists its product as hypothetical. The record is from RefSeq and is a predicted model, not a curated record. Lineage: Eukaryota; Metazoa; Nematoda; Chromadorea; Rhabditida; Onchocercidae. The annotation marks the transcript as partial. The transcript has a single exon.